AUGAGGCGGGCGAGGCGGGCCGCGCCGGGCCCCCUGCCCCUUCUGGGGCUGCUGCUCCUGGGCGCCCUGCCGGGGCUUUGGACGGUGCUGCUGCGACGGGAAGCGGCGGCGCAGCUAGAGCCGGAGCCGCUCCCGCCCUCGGAGCCCCCCGCGGGGCGGUGGGGCUGGGGAGGCUCCCCGGCGGCGCGGGGCGAGUCCGGUGGCGGCGGCCAGAAAACUUUCCGGACGCUACUGGCGAUGCCGGAGGCGGCGACGGGCCAGGAGGAGCGGGGCGGCGAAGAGCGGUUCGCCGUGACCGGCUCGCUGCCGCCGGCCGAUACCGCCUCCCCGGUGGAGCGGGGCAUCUUCUGGAGCCGUGAGCUGGAAGAGCAGGUGCCGCCGGGCUUCGCGGCGGAGGAGGCGGCGGCGUGGCUCUCGGCCGCCCGCGCCGCCCGCGUGUCCUCGCUGGAGCGGGGCGGCUGCGGGCGCAGCUCCAACCGGCUGGCGCGGCUGUCGGACGGGAGCCGCGCCUGCGUCCGCUACGGCAUCAACCCGGAGCAGAUCCAGGGCGAGGCGCUCUCGUACCACCUGGCCGGGGUGCUGGGCAUGCAGGAGCGACUGCCGCCCAUGGCCCUCGCCCUGGUGGAGGCCCGCGGGCGGCAGUGGGAGCCGGUGCGGGAGGAGCUGCGCGGCUCACAUUGGGCCGAGGGCGCCGUGGUCAGCCUGACCCGCUGGGUGGACAAUCUCACCGCCGUGGUGGCACCCGCGCCCUGGAGCGCCGAGGCGGGCGCCGGUCGGCGGCUGCAGCCGCUGUCGGCGGGAGAGCUGGGCGGGCUGCCGCCGUCGCAGCUGGUGGAGUUGGUGCAGUGGAGCGAUCUGAUCCUCUUCGACUACCUGACGGCCAACUUCGACCGCCUGGUCAGCAACCUCUUCAGCCUGCAGUGGGAUCCCCGGGUGAUGCGCCGUGCCACUAGCAACCUGCUCCGUGCCCCCGACGGCGGGCUCGUCUUCAUGGACAACGAGGCGGGUCUGGUGCACGGCUACCGCCUCCUCGCCAUGUGGGACCCCUACAACGAGCCGCUGCUCCGCUCCGUGUGCGUGUUCCGCGAGGGCACGGCCCGCCGCGUCGCGGAGCUGCACCGCCGCCGCAGCGCCGCCGCCGAGCUGCGCCGCCGGUACCGGGCGCGGGAGCCGCUCUGGGCGCGCCUCGGCUUCCUCUCGGAGCGCCAGGCAGAGCUGCUGCAGGCCCGCGUCGACUUCGUGCACCGCCACAUCGCCCACUGCCGCGCACAGGCCGCCGUGCUCUGAUGGCCCCGGGCCGGGCGGAGGCUGGCGCCGACAGCUCCAGCUUUCCUCUCCUUUAAGGCAGCGGGACUUGCCCCGGCAGCUGCCGAAGGCAGGAGCUGACCCAGCGUGCCACCCCGGUGCUCGGUGCCCCGUAAUCGCUGCGACUGCCGGGGAUGGGGGGUGCGGAGGAUGGGAACGGCCGCCGGGAGCGGCGGGCAUCGCGGGCAACUUGUCUGCCGGGGCUGUCGAGAGGAGCGAUUAACUCCCGUUUGUCAAGAUCUCUGAAGAUGCGGAGCGCAAUCGGUAUAAUUAUGGCCGAGUUUCAUUCCAGGACUCUGCCCCCAGAGUUUGAAAAACAUGAGAGGUUCAGCAUCUUUAGUGCUUUCCUUAAUUUUCUGGGUGCACUUGCCCUCGUAAGAAACCCCAUAGGAAAACUGUUGUCUUUGUCUGGAUUGAGGUCGAGUACCUCUUCCAAAGGACGCAGGUGGAAACAUUUUUUAUAUAUUCUUUCUUUUACAAUGGCAUAUUUAAGUAUAAAUGUUGAUAUUGAUAGACCAAGAACUGAUUGCACAAUAGGGGAGCCCCUAACUAGCAAAACUGCCCUAUUUAUGAAACUUGUUUCCUACCGAUUAACGAAAGUGAACCUUUCCACUGAUUGUUAAAUCUUGUCGGUGAGAAGUGUAUAGGAAGCUGAUAUUCCCUUAGCUCUUAGUUUUUGUUGUGGUUGCAUCGGGUUAAACUGUUUUGAUUCUUAAGCAUUUGUUUGUAAUCAUCACCAUCAUCCUUCCAUCUGACCAGUAAAGUAACUGACUAAAUGGGUGGCACAAGAAGGUCUCCCAUUUUAAAAAAUACUAUGUGCUAAGACUUUGGCACGAUAGUUAAAGUGGACGAAAAACUGUUACAUGCACUUUACUUUGACUUUUUAAUAUUUUUUUUAUAGAAGAAGACCUUUUUAUUUUACAAAGUCUGCUUUUUAUGUACAUUAUAUAUGUUCAUAAGUUUUUCUGUAACUUACUAAAGAAACUGAUAUUUCAGUAAAGUGUGUUAAUGUUUUGCCUUUGGACUGAAUGUUUGCCUGAGCUUUGACAGGGAAGCAUGUGUCUCCUCAGCCUUCUUUGAUGGGUAGUGGAGGCCACCACCUUCCAGCUUCUCACUCCACUGAACUGAAUGAACUUUUACUUGUUCCCUCUGAGGCAAGGAGGGGGUAGAGUUAAGCUUUCAAACACUACUCUCCUCUGUCUCUCAUUCCUAGCUGUUGUGUCAUUGAAAGGGCAAAAGCUCUUUGAGUGGCUAAAGUAAUGUGAGUACUUCGGCUGAAUAGACAUUUGUCUGGUUUUUAAAACCUGAAAUGAACUGCCUUGCCUAGCCCUGAGAUAACUGUAGCAGUUAGUUUCAGCAAACUGAUAGAGCUUAUGUGGGCUAGCUGCCCUCAGCCUUUUUGGGUCCUGGGGCUGGAUACUAACCUCUCAGUUCAUGUGAUGUCAACUGUUACUGCACCAGAAGCAUCUCCAGAGAUGGUGAUUGUUUUCAGUGGGUGUUAUACUGCUUCUCAGUUUUUUCUUCCCAUUUUGGCUAUCUUUGCCAUGGGGGUUGAGGCCGAACUGAAGAACAGGAAACCUUUUCAGUCUUGCUGAAAUAGUUGGUGGAGUUUUUUUCCCCUACAAUAGUUCUGUUCUGGGUAGGGUGAAGCAGUAGCAGUGGGCAUACAAAAUAAAAUAUUUGUACCUCGUUUGCUUUUUUACAUGUACCAGUAUUCACAGAAGAGGCCAUUGUUCAGCUCAAAAUAACAGCCAGAAUAAGGACAAAGGAUAAACUAAUCCUUUCUAGACCCUAAAUACCAGUAUAUCUCCUGCUGUAAUCAAACAGCAGCAUAAUCUCUUCUACAUCUGGAUAGGCACCUCUUUUGAUGAAGGCAGCAGCGUUCUUGGUGGCUGCUGUUCAAGUAGGCACUGUCUUCAGUGUUGAGCACUAACCCUGCUAUGAACUCAAGGAGGGCUGAGCAUUCAUACCUGCAGGAGGUCUUCAGUCUAUUAAUAUUCAUUAUUUAGAUUAAACUUCACAUCAAAGACAAUUGUCUUUGUCCAUUACAGCAGGUUUUUUUUUUUUUUGUGGGUUGUUUUUUUAAUAGGACAAGACAAGACAAGAAAAACGCCCCCAAAAUUAAUGGUUGAUUAAUUAAAUACGUUAGAUAUUGCAUCUGUAUGUAUGCGUAUUUAUUUCAAAACGUCCCAGCAGCCUCCAAGACUAGCUUUCAUUCAGCUGCUUAACUGUCAAGGCUCUCUAUUGAACUUGUAUUUAUAGUUCACUGCAUUUAUCUGUACGAACAAUGCACAGAAUCCCAUGUGACAUUCCUUUGCCAUUUACAUGAUAAUACACAAUUUUAACUGUAAUUCUUAAUUCUUCUUUAGCAUUGCUUUGUAACUGAAAUACAGCAGUACUGUCGCAUUCACCUCAUGAAAAUGCAUUUAAAUAAUAAACUGCUGGCAUACAUUUU
This is a messenger RNA of Lepidothrix coronata (blue-crowned manakin), 3760 nucleotides long. It is a transcript of the gene FJX1, whose product is annotated as four jointed box 1. Lineage: Eukaryota; Metazoa; Chordata; Aves; Passeriformes; Pipridae. Bases 1 to 1287 code for a protein of 428 amino acids. The record is from RefSeq and is a predicted model, not a curated record. Gene Ontology annotation, biological process: cell-cell signaling. The transcript has a single exon.